AUGAGCAAAUUAGAAGCACAAACACAAGGAAAAUUCCCAUCUCAGAAUGAAAAGAACCCGAAGCACAAUGCUUGUGUUGUCACCCUUAUAAGUGGUAAAAACUACAAAGGACCAGUUCAGCAAGAAGAUGAGGAAGAAGAGAUCGUGGUUGAGCAAGAAUCUGAGGCAACUGAAGAGGUGCAGAAAAACGAUGGACCUGCUGAAGCUGAAGUGAAAAUUACCCCUCCUCCUUUUCCCUCAAGACUGAAAAACACGAAAAAAGAAAAGGAAGACAAAGAGAUUAUAGAUUUCUUCAGAAAAGUUGAGGUAAAUAUUUCCCUCCUUCAUGCUAUUAAACAACUACCUCGAUAUGAUAAAUUUUUAAAAGAGUUAUGUACUUCAAAAAGAAAAUUAAAAGGAAACGAAACAGUUAAAGUAAGCGAGAAUGUUUCAGCUGUUUUACAAAAAAGGCUACCCCCAAUGUGUAAGGAUCCAGAAGUAUUUACUGUUCCUUGCAAGUUGGGGAACCUUUCAGUGCCAAGAGCUAUGUUGGACUUAGGAGCUUCUAUAAAUGUUUUACCAUAUUCACUUUUUAAAACUAUCGAGGUAUGGCCUUUAAAAAGAACAGGAGUAAUCAUUCAGUUAGCUGAUCGUUCUCUGGUGCACCCGAAAGGUGUACUGGAAUACGUUUUGGUUCAAGUGAAUGAACUCAUAUUCCCAGCUGAUUUCUAUGUUUUGGAUAUAGGAGAUGACGACUCACCAAACUUAGGUUCCAUUCUUUUGGGGAGAACAUUUUUAAAAACCGCAAGAACCAAAAUAGAUGUUUAUGAUGGUACCCUUUCAAUGGAAUUUGAUGGUGAAGUUAUCAACUUCAAUAUUUAUGAUGCCAUGCAUUACCCAGAUGAUGUUUCAACCCUUAAUUUCAUUGAUGUAAUUGAACCGUUAUCUGCAGAAUAUUUUGAGAUUGCUAACCGUGAGUCACUAGCAUUAGUGCUCCACAGAUAUUUGUCUAUUAAUGUAGCUCAGGUUAUAUUAGAAAACUAUGUAGUUGAUAGAGAAGUUCAAGAGAUGGCAGCUCAUAUGGACCAACAGAGAAAGUUGAGAUAUGGUACCCAAACACUUAAAUUACCAAUUUCUAACUCCAAGCUUUUUCCUUCUGUAGUGAAAGCCCCCAUCUUGGAGCUAAAGACACUUCCAGAACACCAGAAAUAUGCAUAUCUUGAGAAAAAAGAAACAUUACCAGUUAUCAUAUCCAACAAGUUGUCAGAAAAAGAAGAGUUAGAGCUGAUCAGAAUUCUGAAGGAGUACAAAAGUGCAAUUAGAUGGACUAUUGCAGACAUUACAGGACUCAGCCUAUCUCUCUACAUGCACAAAAUUCUGAUAGAAGAAGAUUAUAAGCCAUCGCGAGAGGCCCAAUGCAGAUUAAACCCACCAAUGAUGGAGGUGGAUAAAAAAGAAGUUAUGAAGUUACUGGAUGUUGGGAUGAUAUACCCAAUUUCUGACAGCAAGUGGGUUAGCCCAGUUCAAGUUGUUCCCAAGAAGGCUGGAUUGACAGUGGAAGAGAACAAAGAAUGA
This is a messenger RNA of Lactuca sativa (garden lettuce), 1554 nucleotides long. RefSeq lists its product as uncharacterized. The record is from RefSeq and is a predicted model, not a curated record. NCBI's taxonomy places the organism in Eukaryota, Viridiplantae, Streptophyta, Magnoliopsida, Asterales, Asteraceae.